UUGAGCUUCGCUUUUGAGCUUCUCUUCUAAAUUCUAACCGAACCCCACUCAUGAAGCUAAACCGCUGCCACCACCCACUCCGCCCCACACGCCGCCACUUUGCCACAAAGUACACCGCCAAGAUCACCUCCACCUCCCCAACCGGUCGCUCUCUCGCCGCCGAAGUGACCCCUCCGCGGCCUCUCCCCUCCGACCCCCGAGGCUACCUACUCCCCCGCCGCCACCUCAUCUGCAAAGCCACCCAAAUCCUUCUCUCCCACUACAACAACCACAUCCCCAACCCUUCCAGCCGAAACCCCAAAACGCCGUUGUUCUCAGACCCAUUCUCCGACCUCUCCGACUACCUCCAGUCCCUCCAACCCCAAUGCCCGACCGUCCUCACCCCUCUCGAAGCCUCCGAGAUCCUCAAAUCCCUAAAAUCCCCAUCCCUUGCAUGGAAAUUCUUCCACUUCUGCCCCUCUCUUUCCCCCAAUUUCCGACACGAGUCCUUCACCUACAACCGCCUCCUCCUCAUCCUCUCCAAUUCCACCUCCCCCGAACGCUUCGACAUGGCCUGCGACCUCCUCCGCGACAUGGACCGCCUCGGCAUACGUGGCUCAAUCUCCACCGUUAACAUUCUCAUUGGAUUCUUCGGCACUGGCCAGGAUCUCGAGAUGUGUGUUGGGUUGGUGAAGAAGUGGGAUUUGAGGCUCAAUGCCUACACCUACAAGUGCUUGCUUCAGGCGUAUUUGAGGUCACGCGAUUCGUCUAAGGGUUUUGAUGUGUAUUUGGAGAUGCAGAGGCGCGGUUACAAGUUGGAUAUCUUUGGUUACAACAUGCUCUUGGAUGCUUUGGCUAAAGAUGGAAAGGUGGAUAAGGCAUAUAAAGUUUUUGAGGACAUGAAGCGGUGGCAUUGUGAGCCUGACGCGUUUACAUACACCAUUAUGAUCAGAAUGACGGGUAAAUCUGGUAAACCUGAUGAGUCUCUAGCACUUUUUCAGGCGAUGUUAAAAAAAGGGCGUAUUCCUAAUUUGAUUGCUUAUAAUACUAUCAUUGAGGCCCUUGCCAAGGGGCGAAUGGUUGACAAGGUCAUUCUAAUUUUCUCAAAGAUGGUGGAGGAUGAUUGUCAGCCUAAUGAAUUUACAUACAGUGUGCUUUUGAAUGUUUUGGUUGCUGAAGGACGCCUUAAUAAGCUUGAUGAUAUAGUGGAGUUAUCAAAGAAGUAUCUUAAUAAGAAGAUAUACGCAUACUUUGUAAGGACUUUAAACAAACUGGGUCAUUCUAGUGAAGCACAUAGACUAUUUUGCAACAUGUGGAACUAUCAUGACAAGGGUGAUAGAGAUGCUUACAUGUCCAUGGUGGAGAGUUUAUGCAAUGGUGGUAAGACAACAGAAGCUAUAGACCUUCUUGGUAAAAUUCAUGAAAAGGGUAUAACUACUGAUACUAUGAUGUAUAAUACAGUAUUCACUGCUCUGGGAAGGUUGAAGCAAAUAUCACAUAUUCAUGAUCUUUUUGAAAAGAUGAAACAAGAUGGCCCUCCACCAGAUAUAUUUACAUACAAUAUUCUGAUCUCCAGCUUUGGUAGAUCUGGGGAAGUUGACAUUGCCGUAAAAUUGUUUGAAGAACUAGAGAGUAGCAAUUGUAAGCCCGAUGUUGUUACCUAUAACUCUCUGAUCAAUUGCCUUGGAAAGAAUGGGGAUGUUGAUGAAGCUCACAUGAGGUUUAGAGAGAUGCAAGAGAAAGGAUUGAAUCCAGAUGUUGUAACUUAUAGUACACUGAUUGAAUGUUUUGGCAAGACGGAAAAAGUUGACAUGGCGCGUAAAUUAUUUGAUGAGAUGCUUGCAGUAGGAUGCUAUCCUAACUUGGUCACAUAUAACAUUUUACUCGAUUGUCUUGAAAGGAGCGGGAGAACUGCUGAGGCAGUGGACCUUUAUGCAAAACUUAAGCAGCAAGGAUUGACACCGGAUUCAAUCACAUAUGCUGUGCUUGAACGGUUGCAAAGUGGCGGGCAUAACAGGUUGAGAUUUCGCAGGCAGAACCCUGUUACAGGAUGGGUUGUCAGCCCUUUAAGAUGACACAAUAGACAAAGUAGUUGUUUUUUGUCUAUAUCAGGCCAAGAACUUUUGUACUUUGGCUUUCACAGGGCUAUAACGCUGCUAAAUCCAUAGUUGCUUUGCUGGCAUAAAGAAUCCAAAUGAUUAUGGAAAUGUGAUCAACCUUGGUUCCAAUCAGAUGUACUGCUUCAAGUGCAGUAGCUACAUACAUGUUCAAGAAAUCAUAGCUGCAUCAUGUUGAUUUAUGAAAUCAAGUUUUCCUGCAUUGGGGGAGUUCGGUGACGAGAGGUAUCUGUUAUUAAUCUCUUAUGUAUUCUGAUAAUUUGAUUCAUAAUAGUAUCUAUACCAAGCUCAUACAAGGAUAAACAAAAUUUGGGGGGCAAAGACAAACCAAUAUUUUCUCUUUUUAAAUAGAAUUUUCAUUUCUUACAUGUAUAGAAUAAUGAUAAUGAUAGGUAAAAUCUAGAAUCCAUUUCCCUGGAUUAUCUUUUUGCACAUUGUUCUAGGAUGCUGUUGUAUUCUGCAAAAUGUAAAGCUACGAAACUGAAAUGAAAUAUUCCCCUUCCUUAUAUUCUUUCUCCUGCUAAUUAUUCAGU
Arachis stenosperma is the source of this 2629-nucleotide messenger RNA. Its product is annotated as pentatricopeptide repeat-containing protein At1g51965, mitochondrial. Bases 51 to 2054 code for a protein of 667 amino acids. The record is from RefSeq and is a predicted model, not a curated record. Gene Ontology annotation, molecular function: protein binding. NCBI's taxonomy places the organism in Eukaryota, Viridiplantae, Streptophyta, Magnoliopsida, Fabales, Fabaceae. The transcript is spliced from 2 exons.